Molecule: messenger RNA, 330 nt
Organism: Leptosia nina
Lineage: Eukaryota; Metazoa; Arthropoda; Insecta; Lepidoptera; Pieridae
Source: the annotation of a GenBank genome assembly
AUGAUACUUAUAUUAUAUUCGUGUUAUGCAGCUAGCAUUCCCAACAAUUACGAUCCUCGGUUUACCGACGAUACGAUUAUAGCGCCAAAGAAGAGGCCAUUUUGCAAUGCAUUUACAGGUUGUGGCCGCAAGAGGUCUCAAUUACCACCAGGCAUGCCAGUUCAGGAGAUGAUGAGACAAAGACAGUUUGAAGAGGAUAUGGGCUACGACACGGACAACGCAAUAGAAGAGCUUUCCCGCCAAAUUCUUUCGGAGGCUAAACUUUGGGAGGCAAUUCAAGAGGCGAGCGCGCAAAUUGCCAGGCGAAAGCAGAAGGAAGCUCUCAUGUAA